Messenger RNA from Melampsora larici-populina 98AG31, 1985 nucleotides. RefSeq lists its product as uncharacterized. Gene Ontology annotation, cellular component: box C/D methylation guide snoRNP complex; small-subunit processome. NCBI's taxonomy places the organism in Eukaryota, Fungi, Basidiomycota, Pucciniomycetes, Pucciniales, Melampsoraceae. The transcript has 7 exons. The record is from RefSeq and is a predicted model, not a curated record. The coding region runs from base 82 to 1701 and encodes 539 amino acids. Gene Ontology annotation, molecular function: snoRNA binding.
CCCAAGGGAGCGCAUAUCAAACCGAUUUCAAAGGUUAAAUCGUUCAUUACCUUUCUUCCCCAGAGCUUAACCAACGUCAUCAUGGCCACACAUGUCUUAUUCGAAAGCUCAGCGGGAUACGCUUUGUUUGCUGUCAAGUUCAAUGAACAAAUCGCUGGUAAAACAAAAGCAGUUCAGGAAUCGAUUCCCAACUUGAGUAAAUUUGGAAAAAUGAUCGAAUUGAAGAGUUUUUUACCUUUUAAAGAUGCUGCACAUGCAUUGGAAAAUGCUAAUGAUAUCUCUGAAGGUAUUAUGAAUGAACAUCUGCAAUCACUUUUAGAACUUCAUAUCCCAUCUAAAAAAUCAUCAAUAGUUCUAGGAGUUUCAGAAAGAGGUUUAGCCGGUUCGAUUAAAUCAACAUUAGGAAUCGAAUGUGAUACAUCAGAUCAAUCACUUGAAUUAAUUCGAGGAAUCAGAUUACAUGCUGAAAAACUUUUAACCGGUCUUACAACGGGAGAUUUAGAUAAAUCUCAAUUAGGUCUUGGACAUGCUUAUUCUCGUGCAAAGGUUAAAUUCAAUGUCAACCGAAGUGAUAACAUGAUCAUUCAAGCUAUCGCAUUAUUAGAUCAACUUGAUAAAGAUGUGAAUACGUUUGCGAUGAGAGUAAGAGAAUGGUAUGGAUGGCAUUUUCCUGAACUUAUCAAGGUGGUCACAGAUACACAUCUCUAUGCACGUUUAGUUAAAUUUAUUGGUGAUAAAAGUAAAUUAACUGAUGAAAGCCUAGAAGGAAUUGAAGAAAUCUUAGAAGGAAAUGAAAUCUUAGCAAGAAACGUAUUAGAUGCUGCAAGAUCUUCUAUGGGUACUGAUAUCUCUCCUAUCGAUUUGAUUAACAUUUUAAACUUUGCCGAUCGAGUGAUUCAAUUAUACGAUUAUCGAAAAUCUUUACAAGCUUAUUUACGUGAAAAGAUGGAAUUAGUGGCUCCUAACUUAGGUGCUCUUAUUGGUGAUACGGUCGCUGCUAGAUUGAUUUCGCAUGCUGGUAGUCUUACUAAUUUAAGUAAAUAUCCGGCUAGUACUGUUCAAAUCCUUGGUGCUGAAAAAGCUCUAUUCAGAGCUUUGAAAACUAAAGGUAACACACCUAAAUAUGGAUUAAUUUAUCACAGUACAUUCAUUGGUCGAGCUGGUGCCAAAAACAAGGGACGAAUCUCGCGUUUCUUGGCCAAUAAAUGUUCGAUAGCCUCUAGGAUCGAUUGUUUUACUGAUACGCCUAGUACUGCCUUUGGUACCGCUCUAAGGAAUCAAGUUGAAGAACGUUUAGCAUUCUAUGAAACUGGUGCUAAUCCUACCAAGAAUGCUACCGCAAUGGAAGCUGUGUUACAAAAAAUGCGUGCUGCUGAAGAAGAAAUCGUCUUGAAAAAGAGUGAAUCAGGUGAAAAGAAGAAGAAAAGGAAAAGUGAAGCUGCUGUACCCGAAGGUGAUGCUGCGACUGACGGCACUUCAGAAGUGAAGCCUAAAAAGAAGAAACGCAAAAGUGAAGCUUUAAGUGAAGUUGCUGAAGCUGAUGACCAAGCUGGAGACGAAUCUGUUUCACUUUCUAAAGAAGAAAGAAAGCGAUUGAAAAAAUUAGAAAAAAGCAAGAAUGCUACUACUUCUGAAGUUCCAGAUAGUACUGAAGUUAAGAAAAUUAAAAAGAAAAAGAGUGGAACUGUUAAAUCUACUUGAAAACAAUUCUCUCCUUUUUUCUCUUUUAGUUAUCCUUCAAGUUUCUCUUUUUCUUUCUCUCUCUCUCCUAUUCUUUUACUGGUUAUUUUUGUUUUCUCGAGUGUGUUGUUGAUUAGUUUUUUUUCAUGAAUUUGAUAUGAAGUAGUCUAAACAAAUCAAAGGUGUCAAAUUAAUUGUUCAAAGAUUUCAGUUUGACUGUGAUUGUUUAUGCUGAAGUACAUUGUUAUGAAGGACAGCAAUGAAGAAGAAGAAAAAAUACAACUGGUGAUGGGUGAUUAAAUAUG